Molecule: messenger RNA, 549 nt
Organism: Capsicum annuum
Lineage: Eukaryota; Viridiplantae; Streptophyta; Magnoliopsida; Solanales; Solanaceae
Exons: 2
Coding region: 1-549 (182 amino acids)
Source: RefSeq, a predicted model, not a curated record
AUGGGCCAAUUGUCAGCGGCACUUAAUCAAAGGAAGGCCGGUACGUUACCUAGUGACACAGUCCAAAAUCUUAAGAAGGAUGGAUCGUGCAUGGCAAUUACCACUAAAAGUGGUAAGGUGUUGGAGAGCCAAUCUGUGGGUAAGCCAGUAGUUGAUGUGAUAGUAGAAAAUACGAAUGAAGUUGAUAAUUCUAUGGAAUCUGUAGGAUCAGAUAGGGUUAUUCCAGAUACUGUACCUGAUUAUCAGCAGAUAGUUAUAUUUGAACAAAAGAAGGACAAGGAAAAGGAAGUUGUGUUUAAAACUUUGCCAAAACCACCACCUCCCUUCCCUCAAAGACUGAAAAAGAAGACUGACGACAUGAAGUUCAUUCGAUUCAUGUCUAUGUUAAAGCAGCUGACUAUAAAUUGCAUUGCUACAAGGUCAUUAAUUCAGAAGAAGGCAGAUCCGGGAGCCUUUACUAUUCCUUGUACGGUGGGGUCUUUGGAUUUUGCCAAGGCCUUAUGUGAUCUCGGAGAUGGCAUUAAUUUGAUACCGCUAUCCCAUUUAUAA